This is a messenger RNA of Teleopsis dalmanni, 1593 nucleotides long. RefSeq lists its product as uncharacterized. Gene Ontology annotation, biological process: proteolysis. Gene Ontology annotation, molecular function: nucleic acid binding; zinc ion binding; aspartic-type endopeptidase activity. The transcript has 2 exons. The coding region runs from base 1 to 1593 and encodes 530 amino acids. The record is from RefSeq and is a predicted model, not a curated record. Lineage: Eukaryota; Metazoa; Arthropoda; Insecta; Diptera; Diopsidae.
AUGGAAGAUGUAAAUGUAGAAGACAGUGGAAAAAUUUUGACAAGAGCAGCGAAGAAAGAAUUUGGAAAACAACAGCAAGAAAAAAUAACGCGCAUCGAGAAGGAAAGCAACAGUGAAGCAGAGGAACGAAUAGAAAUCGAAACAAAAACUGCAGAAGGUGUAAGCAACAUCAAUAAAAAAAACGUGGAAAGUGACAUAAACAGCAGUAGCAACAACAAAUCCAGCGAUACGAUCACUAUGGCUAAUACAGAAUUAACAGAUUUAAUACGGUUACUAACGGUUAAGUUUACAAAUGAAAUGUCUAAUUCGAGUACAAAUGGAGAGGAUAUGAUUCCAUGUUUUGAUGGCGAAGCAGGAAUGCCAGUAGAAAAGUGGUCCGAAAAUUUGGAAGAUAUGGCAGAUGCAUAUAAGUGGUCAGACACACAAAAAUUAGUGUUUGCGAGAAAUAAGAUAACCAAAGUAGCAAAACUUUUUGUGCAAACACUAACAACAAAAAAUUACAGUACAUUUAAAACUGAGAUGCUAACGGAAUUUACGCAUACUUAUUCAAGUAUAGAAGUUCACAAUCAACUACGAGAAAGAAAGAAGAAAGACAGUGAAAGCGCCCAUGAAUAUAUUUUACACAUGCGAAACAUCGGUGCAACUGGAUCAGUUGAACAAAAAUCCGUGAUUCAAUAUAUUGUUGACGGAAUCAAAGGAAGGCCAGAAAAUAAAAUGACGUUAUACGCUGCAAAAAACUAUUUGGAGUUAAAAGAGCAAAUAGAAAUUUACGAACGCAUAAGUAAAAUGAAACCGAUGAAUGAAAAGUACGGGAAAAACAAAGAAGUAAAAAAGGAGCAUUGCUACAAUUGCGGCUCAAAAGAACAUAAACGACGUGAAUGCACAGAAAAGCAAAAAUGUUUUAAAUGUAACAAAUCAGGUCACAUCGCAAAAAAUUGCUUAGAAACCAAUCUAGGAGCUAAAAGUUGUUUAAUUGAUGGUGGUGCCGACAUAACGCUGGUAAAACAGAGUUUAUUUAAAAGCAAUUUUGUGCAAAAGCAAGUGGAAAAUUACACUGAAGAAAUUGUUGGUUUCGGCGGUGCAAAAACAAAUCCAGAAGGCAAAAUUUUAUGCGAAAUCGAAUUAGAUAAAAUAAAAUUAGAACACCAUUUGGUAAUAGUACCUGAUUAUGCGGUAAACUAUUACGUAGUAAUUGGUUACGAUGUUUUAAGUAAAUGUAGAUAUACGUCGGAUGAGAACGGCUACAGCUUCACUUUGCUGAUUUCGAAAAUUAAACACGAAGAAAAAGAAAUCAUGAAUAUUACCAUAAGCAAAGAUGAAGUGAAGUAUGAAAAAGAAAUCGAAGAGUUGAAAAAUAAUUAUAAACCAAUGAAAUGGAGUAAAAGUCCAGUCGAAAUGAAAAUUAUUCUAGCAAAGAAAGAACCGAUAUACGCAUCCCCAAGCAGAAAAGCAUCAGAAGAGGCAAAAAUAAUCACAACACAGGUUGAAGAAUGGCUAAAAGGGGGAAUUAUUCGAAAAUCAACGUCACAGUAUUGCAGUCGAGUCGUACUAGCAGCUAAAAAAGAUGGAACAAUAAGAGUAUAUGUCGACUAA